AUGGAAUUGGAUCGAACUAAAGGACAUGUCAAAUCAUCAGAAAAUUCUAAGACAAUUGACAUGAAAUAAAUAACCAAAAAUAAUAUUUAUAUAAUUAUCUAAUCAUUAGCAAGCAUUUUAGAAGAUAUAAGCGAAAAUAAUGUAUCAAUUGGAUCUAUUUAGAUAGCUUCUGAAUUUUAAGGAAAAUACUAUUCAAAGAUGGCAGAAAUUCUGUAGCAAAAAAAUAAAAAUUAAAAUGAGGAAAAGAAGAGUUCUUAGAUUAAAAUAGAUGAAGAUCAAGAAAAAAAGAAGGUAAAUAAAUAAAAUAGAAGAAUAAUCUAAAAUGGAAGUGAAAAGAAAAAAGAAAAAAUACACAUAUGCAAAGAUAGGAUAUAUAAAAACAACAGUCUUUUGGAUGAUAUCAUUUUAUAAUAGUAAUAUAUUUAGUAUCUGUAGCAGUAGCAGCUAAUUGCAUAGUAAAAUAUGGUACAGAAUGGUUUAGAAUUUUAGUCUUAAUUUAAUUCCUAAAAAGAGCUGCGUUAGAACCACAGUAAUGAAUCUUUAGAAAAAAAAAGUGAAAAUAAUCUGCACAGUUUUUAAAGUGAAGGAACUAAAUCUAAUUAAAAUAAGAUUGAAACCUCAACAAUAGAUAAUAUAUAAAAAAAUUAGAGCUCUAUUUUGCCUCUAGAAUGUCAAAAAUAGUUUUAUAAUGGUUACAAUGGAAAGUAAUCUCAAUUAGAGGAAGAAGGAGAACAAGAAGAAGAGAAAGAAGAACAAAAGCAUGAUUAUAAUUCUUAUCGCAAUUAAAAAUUUGAUCAAAAAAGUUAUUUGAAUUAAGGAAAUACAAACAAUCAUUUUUAAGUUUAAUAAUAUAAGAAUGAAAGCAACUAUAUCCAAGGUUAAUCCUAUUUUAAUGAAGGUCUUUAAUAGUAUGGUUUUCCUUAAGAUCAAUAAAAUUAAUAAUAGCAAAUAUCUAGAUAUCAAGCUACAGAUGAUUUAGAUUAUAAAAAUUAACAACAUUAAUUCACAAAUUAAAAUUAUCAGCAAAAUAAUUAAUUAAAUCCAGGUUCUAUCCUUUUAUCUAAUUAUAAUUUGGAAAAUAAUAAAUAGUUUAUUAAUGACUUCAAAAAUGAUAAAUAAAAUUUAAUUUUGUCAACCUAAUCUUAAUAUUAGGUAGGAAAUUGGUAAAAUAUAAAUAACAAUUAAUCUCAAUAAGAGUAAUUAAUAAUUCUUGAAGCACAAAAUUAAAACUAGCAACAAUUAUUUGAAAGUACGCAGUAAUCUUAUGAUGAAGAAAUGUAUAAAGCAAAAAUUAAAUCAUAUGUAGUAGAUUCACAUAUUUAAGAUAAUGGUGAAGAAAUAUCUAAUUCUACACAACAAUAGGAAUAAUAAUAAGUAUCGUAUUGGGAAAAUAAUUCUAAUUAAAAUUAAUUAAACUACAAUUUAUACCAUGAUAAAUAAAAAUAGAAUUUAAAUUCAAGCAUAACCUCUGAAAAAUAAAGUGAUGAAAUCAACAAAAAUGGUCUUAAUUAAAUUGAUUAGGUUGAAAAAUCUAGUUUUAUAUCAGCAUAAAAUGAUGUUAAUAGAGAGAAUUUUGGAAAUGGUUUUGUCAACUAAUAUGCAAAUUAAAGAGAAUUGCUUGUUUAAAAUCAAAAUUAAUAAUAAUACUAAAUAUAAACUAAUGUAAUUGGCAUUUAUUAAUAAAUAAUUUCACUAGUAACUGUUGAUUAAAUACUUGAAUCAGAAUAAAAUACCAGAAUUUCGUAUGAUAAAAGCUAAGUUGAUGGCGAUCAAAGCAUUUAAUUAAAUUAUUCUGAACAAAAUUAAGAAGAAAACAAUAUUUAGUCAAGUUAAUAACAAAUUUUGAAUUAACAAAUGUAAAAUGUUUAAGAUGUAAGCUCUUUAGCUGGUUAGAAUAUUAGUGAAUAAGAAUCUAGCCUUUAUGAUCUUAGAUCAACAAUAAACACUUGCGCAAAUACGUAGAAUAAUAACCCAUUUGGAUUUACAGAGAAUAAAAAAGAUUCUUUUGAUCAAAAUGAGAGCUCUUAAUAAUAAUAAUCAUAGAAUAAUAACUAAUAAAUUAAUAACAUAAUUAAUUUUUAAAGCUAAAUAGAUAAUACAGAUAAAAGAGGUGAGCUAAUUCUAGAUUAAAAUAAUAUGAAUUCAAUCGUUAAACUUACCAGUUUAGAUUCAAAAAAAAGUUCUAGUUCAGGUAAUUUCGAAUAACCUAGUGAACUUUCUUUUGAUAAGUUUUAAUCUAAAGUGAAUUCUUCAUUAAACCAAACUAACAUUUUUGAGAGUAGUAAAACAUCAAAAAAUAUUUUUAAUAGUAAUUCUAAUAAUAAUUAAAAUCAAAUAAACACCAAUAAUUAGGAAAAUUUACAUAACAAUUAAUUAAAAACAAAUAUUAACUGUCAAUUUGAUUAAUAUAAUUAAAUAUUAAGUAAUUCUAUACUAGAAAACUUAAACAGCUAAAUGAUUGCACAAAAAUAAGUGUAAAAGUUAAAUAAUCAAGACCUGGAUGCUAUUUAAGAAAAUAAUUUUUAAAACUAGUUCUUAGAAGAUAGUGAAAUAUUAACAGAUGAUGAGAGUAGUUAAAUCUUUAAAAGCUAUAUUUAACAAGAAUAUUAUCCUAUUUAAAAUUUAAAUGAUACAAUAUUAGAAUUCAUUCAAAAUAAUCAAAAUAUUAAAGUAAAAAAUUUGAAGUUAUUCUAAAAGAAUUCAAAUAGUGAUAUUUGGUAUUACACUGGACCCUAAUAUUUAAUUUACUUAAUUAGAUUUGAAAGAUUGAUAAUUGAAUAUCUUAAAAGCAACGAUAUCAAAGUAGGUAGUGAGAAUGAUUUAGAUUAAAUUUCAUUUACUGUGCUUUAAAAAGAAAAAUUAUAAAUAGUAAAUUAUUUAUUUUCAGCUAUAGAAAGUAAGCUUAAUGUUUUCAAUUAAAUAAUUCCUGAAGAAAAAUAAAAAAAUAUAUGUGCUAUGAUUAAUCAUAUACCUUUUAGGUCAGCUCUAAAUGAUAAUAAUGUAUAAAUUUUCUAUAAUAAAGAUAAUAUGACUUUGAGUUGGUUUUCAUUCCUUAAAUCUGAAGAAGAAUUAAAAAAUGAUGCAAUUAGAUAUGAAUCCAAAUUUAUAUUUAAAAGGGUAUUUAUUUAGAACUUCUUCUCGAGUAAUGAUAUAAAUGAUCAGUUUAUGACUAUAGAGUAAAAACUACAUCUUAAUAAUAUAAGUUUUAAUAUGCAUGAAAUAAUUGAAAGUAUUAUUGAUGAAAUAAAAUCAAACUAUUCUGAUCUUUCUUUUAGUUAAAAAAGAUUUUAAGUAUCAGAUCAGAUUAAAUUUUACUCUAGCUUUAUUACAUUCUAGUUUGAAUUAAGGUUCUCAGAUAAAUACAAAGAAUUCAUUAAGUAAAUUAAAGAAAAGUUAUCUCAUAAAAUUGAAUUUGUUACUUAGGACAAAUCAUCUAGUAAAAUUGAAGCUUAUUUAAUUGACAAGUCAGAUUUCAAGCACUAAUUUAUGGAAGAUAAGUAUUAAGAUAAAUACAUUCGUUUUUUUGAUUUAUUCAAAAACUAUAAUAUGUUACCUGAAAAUUAAAAAUUAGCAAAGCAUCUAAAUAAUAUAACUAAAGCAAAUAAUGGAAUUUUUAUUAUUGAUGGUAGCAAAAAAGAAUAUUUUAAAAAUUUUUUUUGA
Tetrahymena thermophila SB210 is the source of this 3660-nucleotide messenger RNA. RefSeq lists its product as hypothetical. The record is from RefSeq and is a predicted model, not a curated record. NCBI's taxonomy places the organism in Eukaryota, Ciliophora, Oligohymenophorea, Hymenostomatida, Tetrahymenidae. The transcript has 7 exons.